Messenger RNA from Colletotrichum chrysophilum, 2304 nucleotides. RefSeq lists its product as uncharacterized. The record is from RefSeq and is a predicted model, not a curated record. Gene Ontology annotation, molecular function: protein serine/threonine kinase activity; ATP binding. The coding region runs from base 1 to 2304 and encodes 767 amino acids. Lineage: Eukaryota; Fungi; Ascomycota; Sordariomycetes; Glomerellales; Glomerellaceae. Gene Ontology annotation, biological process: intracellular signal transduction; negative regulation of glycogen biosynthetic process; protein phosphorylation. Gene Ontology annotation, cellular component: nucleus; cytoplasm; cytosol. The transcript has 2 exons.
AUGGGUAUUCUGGAAGUCGUCCAAGAAGAGAGAAGAGCUUGGUUGGAGAAGAAAUUGCUGCAAAUGGAGCCCGAAGAGAGUCUAAACCACGAGGCUGAAGAUGUUCCGGCACCUUCUCCUCCACCUGCAUCUUCAACGUCACUACUGGGUGGCCGCGGCGGCAUAACGGCCCAAUUGCUGAGCAAGCCCAAUUCAAGAUCGCAGCCCCCGAAAACCGUUCAACGCAAGGCACAAACCGUUCACAGUGGAGAUCCUAAUCCACCAAAACUCAGAGGAAGCUCACGGCAUCAGAGCAGUAGAUCCAGAGGUGUUUUGCUGUGUGGUGACGUGGUUCCAAUCCAAAAGCGAAACGGUGCGACGGGCUCCGCAAGUUUGUGGGUAAAGGAGAAGCGGGUUGGUUUGAUCUGGGUCCUCGAGGAAAUCCAUGAAGACGUGGCCAAUAUCGAGCUCGACGACGAAGGUAUCGUUCAGAAGAUUUCGGGUGCUACGGCACCGAUAUGGGGCUAUGAGUCCCUCAGGCCUGGGGUGGACGUUGGCAAGCUGAUCCCGCGCAUUCCCCGCCAAGGCAUUGACCCUCGCACUGGUGAGGUUGACUUUGCCCAGAUUGCGAGGCGCAAGUUUUUCACAUGUCCAAACCCGGCCAAAGUCAACAUUCCUUGCACGGUUGAGCAGGUACGCGGCAAGACUGAGCUGAGAGUCUCGAGCUUCCCGCACAUUGCAGGGAUCAUCGUCGUUGACCCAGAGAACCUCAAAAUUCAAAGCUCGAAUUCCGUAUUCUGCGGAGCUCUGUUUGGGUUCGAAAAGCCCGACGGCAUGCCCAUUGACUCGCUCAUUCCGAAUUUUCAAAAGAUACUCCAUAUUCUGACGGAGGAAGAUGGCGUUGAGCUCCAAGAUGGGAUUGUUGUACCUGAGCACAGCUUCCGACGGGCAUCGGCCAUUUUGGGUCUGCGGGAAAACCGCCCAGAUGCUGCCGCAACGUUUUUGCGCCCUGAUGGGUUGCCGGGAAAACACAGGGACGGUUCUGAACUCAAGAUCGACGUCCAAAUGAGAGUCGUCAGAAGUGCAAAGCAAUCCACGGUGAUCCAGGAGACUGUGAUUGAGGAUGAGGAUGAAGAUAAGGGCGGAGAUCAGCAAGACGACACAUUCGCCAUUACUCAUUCGGAGGUCGUGUUCGCCCUUUGGAUUACCUACUCCAGGCACAUGCACGCCAGCAGAUCAACUCUCGGCGUGACGUCGGCAUCAGCCUCUGGAACGACAACUCCCUUACAUCAGCCGUCGCCCGGACAGACGCCCGCACACACGCCACUCGAGAUUAGUUCGGAUUCCGACGAGCCCAAGUCGAAGGAACCGUCAACUGCUUCCGCCAUCACCAAGCAGCUCAAGGAAGUCGCAAUGACGGCGGCCGCGAAGCUGACUGGUGCACAUCGAUCCCCGGAAAAGAAGCAGCAAGAGAAGCCGUCCGUCCCACAAGUCGUCGAGCCCUCUCACAAGAAGACAAUCGAUGAUUUCCAGAUCAUCGAGGACAUGGGACAGGGUGCAUAUGGUCAAGUUAAGCUGGCGAAGUACAAAACGACACAAAAGAAGGUAGUUUUGAAAUACGUCACCAAGCGGCGCAUUCUCGUGGAUACGUGGACGAGAGAUCGUAAGCUGGGCACAGUGCCUCUGGAAAUUCACGUUCUCGACUACCUGCGACGGCCCGAUCUCAAACACCCGAACAUUGUCGACAUGGAGGACUUCUUCGAGGACGAUGUGAACUACUACAUCGAGAUGGCUCCGCAUGGUCUGCCAGGAAUGGAUCUCUUCGAUUACAUUGAACUUCGCAGCAACAUGGAAGAAGCCGAGUGUCGCAGCAUGUUCGUUCAGGUCGCAAAGGCCAUCGGCCAUCUUCACACGAAGGCGCUGGUAGUACACAGAGAUAUCAAGGACGAAAACGUCAUUUUGGACGGCGAGGGCAACAUCAAGCUGAUUGACUUUGGGAGUGCGGCGUAUAUCAAGAACGGGCCCUUUGACGUGUUUGUGGGCACGAUUGAUUACGCUGCGCCGGAAGUCCUCGCGGGCAAGCCAUACGGCGGCAAGGAACAAGAUGUAUGGGCACUGGGAAUUUUGCUGUAUACGAUCAUCUACAAGGAGAAUCCGUUUUACAGCAUCGACGAAAUCAUGGAUCGCGACCUCCGCGUGCCGUGGACGAUGAGCGACGAGAGCAUAGACCUGGUGCGGUGCAUGCUAAACCGGGAUGUGGAGGCACGAUACGACAUCAACCAAGUACUCGCCCAUCCCUGGUGCCAGGAAGGUGACGCCGAGUAA